This is a messenger RNA of Arabidopsis thaliana (thale cress), 1146 nucleotides long. RefSeq names its product transmembrane epididymal protein (DUF716). Gene Ontology annotation, cellular component: membrane. NCBI's taxonomy places the organism in Eukaryota, Viridiplantae, Streptophyta, Magnoliopsida, Brassicales, Brassicaceae. Bases 99 to 929 code for a protein of 276 amino acids. The record is from RefSeq and is marked reviewed. The transcript has a single exon.
CUCUCAGCUCAUCAACUCUUAUAGUCAUUUUCAUUUCAAUAGUUUUCCCCAAGUAUAUUUAUAGGACCCUCCAUAAUCUCAACCUCCAAAGCUUCAACAUGGGAACAUUGGUGGGUCACAUUUUACCGGGCUUUUUCUUCUUUGCACUUGGUCUUUGGCACCUCUUUAACCACAUCAAAAUAUUUUCUCUACACCCAAAAUCGUACAUAGCACCUUUAUGGUUCCCCUUAUCGAAACCAAGAUAUUUAGAGCCUCUUGUGAUCAUUAUAGCCUCCUCACUUUCCAUUUCUGUCGAACUCUUCCUUGGCCAAAAGAAUCACCAACCAUUUGAUCCCAAUGAUGGAACCAUCCCAUCAAACCAUCUCCAUAACUUUGAACACUCUUGCAUCUCCUUCACCUUCAUCACCUAUGCAGCUUUCGCCAUCGUCUUUGAUAAAACAAGACCAAUAGCUCAUCGAUCCCUCAUCAACUUGAUCGCGGCCCUCGCCUUCGCCCAACAACUCUUCCUCUUCCAUUUCCACUCGUCAGACCACACAGGCGUUGAGGGCCACUACCAUUUAUUGCUCCAACUCGUAGUUUUCGUCUCCUUGGUCACAACACUCUUGGGAAUCGCCUUACCAAGUAGCUUCAUAUUGAGUUUUGUUCGGUCACUUAGUGUUUCCUUCCAAGGAAUAUGGCUUAUGUCAAUGGCUUGCAUGCUUUGGACGCCAAGUUUAGUUCCCAAGGAUUGUUUCCUUCACAUUGAAGAGGGUAAACACACCAUUAGAUGCUCAGACGUCAAAGCUCUUCAUAGAGCAAUAUCAUUGGUUAAUAUCCAAUUCAGCUGGUUUCUUGUGAUCAUAACCAUCUUUGCAAUGUGGUUUUACAUAUUUUUGCAAAGGAUCUACGGUGAGAAAAUUGAAUACUCUCAGCUUCGAACAAAGGAUUAAUCCAAAAACAUGGAGAUCAUGAUCACCAUGACUGAAGUUCAUGAUGCUGAGUCACAAAAUGGAGUCGAGCCACUAGUUUGAAAAUCAUUCCCACUAAAAACUACCAAUUUUCUUAUAAUGUUUUCUUAUUUCCAAUUCAGAGAAGCUUGAUCAUUUGUAUAUAUUAUAAAAACAUAUUGUGUAAUUAUUGUAAACGACCACUAAAUUUUAGAUGAGA